AUGUCGGACGCCUCGGGUCGUCGGAGGAGCCGGCGAGGCUACCGCCGCCUGCUGUCCCGGCAGUCCUCGUUCGACCUGGCCGAGGGCGACGAAGCGACGACGACGGCGGCGACGGCGACGGUGAGCGAAAUGAAGAGAUCGAACACCACCAGGGAAAUAAAGGCGCACCCGGUCAUCAGAAUCAUGGAGAAGCCACCGAAGAAGGCAACAGCCACGCCGGAGUUCUUGCGAUACUUGGAGUAUAUGAGGGAGGCCGGUACGUGGCAUCCCAACUCCGACGCGCCUGCGAUCUACUUCAAGUAG
This is a messenger RNA of Musa acuminata AAA Group (dessert banana), 303 nucleotides long. RefSeq lists its product as uncharacterized. Bases 1 to 303 code for a protein of 100 amino acids. The record is from RefSeq and is a predicted model, not a curated record. NCBI's taxonomy places the organism in Eukaryota, Viridiplantae, Streptophyta, Magnoliopsida, Zingiberales, Musaceae. The transcript has a single exon.